This is a messenger RNA of Meloidogyne enterolobii, 332 nucleotides long. The record is from the annotation of a GenBank genome assembly. NCBI's taxonomy places the organism in Eukaryota, Metazoa, Nematoda, Chromadorea, Rhabditida, Meloidogynidae.
AUGUUAAGGGCAGCAAAACAAAUUCAGAAAUUAUACGAAUUUUUUAUUAAAGUGGAUGCUACACAAAUAGAAAUUAAUCCGUUUGCACAAAUUGAGGAUGGGAGAGUUUAUUGUAUUGAUGCCAAACUAAUAUUUGAUGAUAAUGCCGCUUUUAGACAAAAAAAUAUUUUUGAAUUGGAUACAAAUGAAGAAAUGGUAUUUUUUUUUGAUUAAUUAAAAGAAGUAUUUUUUGGUUAUCUCCCAACAUUAUCCCUUUUUUUUUCUUUUUUUUCUCCUCUAAAAUGGUCAAAUUCAAAUAAUGGCUAGUCAAUAGGUCUAUGCCGACUGACUUU